CCAAAAAACUCAAAGAAAGAAAGGUGGGUUGCAGAAAGCUAAGAAAGGAGGAAAUGAAAAACCCAAAACCCUAUAACCUUCCUUCCUCACAAUGACGGUUGAUCUACCGCCAGAAAUACUCGCUGAAAUCUUCUCCCUAUUACCGGUAAAAUCAGUUCUCCGAUUCCGAUCAACCUCGAAAUCACUUCGAUCCUUAAUCGAUUCCCACAACUUCAUCAACCUUCACCUCAGAAAAUCCCUCAAUCGAUCCUUAAUCCUUCGACUCAACACUGAUCUCUACCAGUUCGAUGAGGAUUUCUCUAACCUAACCACCGCCGUUCCACUCAACCAUCCUUUCUUGCGUCACAGCACCAACAUCACUCUUCUGGGUUCAUGUAACGGCCUCCUCUGCAUCUCCAAUGGCGAAAUCGAUUUCUCUAACCCUUACGACAAAAAUGAAAUCACAUUCUGGAACCCUAACAUCUGUAAACAUCGGAUUAUCCCUUUUCUCCCUAUUCCUAUUCCUCCCCGUCGUUCUGAACCUGACGACAUCAACUUUGCCUAUUGCGUUCACGGAUUCGGUUUUGAUCCAUUAACCAGCGAUCACAAACUCCUCAGAAUCUCUUGGUCUUUUGAUCAACAACUCUCUACUUUUGAUUCACAUGUCAGGCUAUUUAGCUCUAAAAACAACUCGUGGAAAAUAAUUCCCAGAAUGCCGUAUGCUCUUUACUAUGCUCAAACCAUGGGGGUUUUUGUUCACAAUUCUCUUCACUGGAUAAUGACCAAGGAACUUGAUGGAUUACACCCUUGUUUAAUUGUCGCGUUUAACCUAACACUUGAGAUUUUCAACCAGGUUCCUCUUCCUGCUGAAAUAGGUCAAAAGAAUUUUGAAAUUUCUGUUUCUGUUUUGGGAGGGUGUCUUUGUAUGGUUGUGGAUUAUCAAACUAGCGAUGUUGAUGUUUGGGUGAUGAAAGAAUAUCGAUCUAGAGAUAGCUGGUGUAAACUUUUUACUUUGGUUAAAUCUUGUUUCACUUCAUCUUUGAAAUCCUUGGGGGUUUUAGGUUGUUCUAGCGAUGGAAGGAAGGUUCUGUUGCAAGGAAUUAAUGAUUUGAAACUGUUUUGGUAUGAUUUGAAGAGUGAACAAAUUACUUAUGUUGAAGGAAUUCCUAAUUUUGAUGAAGCCAUGUUUUGUGUUGGAAGUCUUGUACCACCUUCCUUCCCUGUUGUUAAUUGUAAGAAGGAGAAUCUAUGUAAGCUGAGAUGUCAGACUACAAGCAAGAGAAGGGAUGACUUCUUGUCCCAAGGAUUUAAAUUGAGAUUGUAAGGGAUGGAAGGAAGGACCUGUGAUGUGCAGCUGAAACCAGGAUGCUCAAGUUGUUUCUUCUGAUGGAAUCGGUCACAUUGGAUGUUCUGUGGUCUUAUGUCAAUGGUUUUUUGUUUUAUCCUUUUCUGGUUUUUAGGAGGCAACUGUAAGGUGCAGCUUAUGUUAUUUACUUUUUAAAUUUUAGUAUGUGUGAUGAAAGCUGUGUUAUAGACUGAUGUAAGACCAAACUGUCGAAGAUUGACAGCUUUUUAUGAAAAUGGGAUUAUUAUUAAUGUCAGAAUUGAAAUGCUUGUUGUAAAUAAA
Messenger RNA from Medicago truncatula (barrel medic), 1606 nucleotides. RefSeq names its product F-box protein CPR1. The record is from RefSeq and is a predicted model, not a curated record. Gene Ontology annotation, molecular function: protein binding. NCBI's taxonomy places the organism in Eukaryota, Viridiplantae, Streptophyta, Magnoliopsida, Fabales, Fabaceae. Bases 92 to 1303 code for a protein of 403 amino acids. The transcript is spliced from 2 exons.